UUCCACGUCUAAUAAGAAAUUUCUGUUCACCCUAAAGAUUGUUUCGUGCAAGAGAGGCAGACGAGAACGACGAGCACAGUACACUCCAACCAGUUUUAAUAUGUCAGAUGAUGAAAAUCAAUCCAUGGAGGAUGAUUUCCUGGAGGAUCAAUCUAACGACGAGCAUUCUAUUGGGAGUGAUAGAAAUGCACAUGAUGAGUCAGGUCCAAAAAAGGAAAUCAUAUUCAAUGAAUAUGGGCAGCCCGUAGGUCUUGGAUCAGAGAAGUUUUCAACUGUAGUUGGAAAAAUUGCAAAGGCACAUUGUCCACCUGCGAUCAAAUCAUGGAAGGAUGUCAGCUUCAGUAUCAAGAAUACCAUAUGGAACAAUAUUACUUAUGAGUAUUGUGUACCAGAAGUGUAUAGGAAAAAAGUGCUAAGAAAAGCAAACAUUGCUUGGAAAAAUUGGAAAUCAUCACUUCGUAAGAAGUAUGAUAAGUAUAAAACGGAUGUUGCUCGAAAAAAGAAUAGGCCAAGAGGUAUGAAAAAAGAAGACUGGGAAGAUUUUAUUGAGUUCUGCUCUAUGCCAGCAGACAAGGAUCGACGUGAAAAGGGCAGAAAAUCAAGGAAAUGCGCUAAGAGACUACAUUCAUCGGGUAGGACUGGGUGUGCAAGGAUAGCUCACAGAAUGAUUCCUUUCUCAUCUAUAUCUGCACACAUGGUUGUGAAUUCAUGGCCCAUGUCCGCUAACAUUUCUUGACGAGAUAUGGAAGAUGAACCCAAAAUCACCUUAAAUGUAUGUGCCUUUUCCAUUUUAUGGCGUUUAGCCAAGCUCACCCUUUUAUAUUGUUAUAUGUUUGUAGAAAGAGGAAAGUCCUACCGGGGACAUCAAUAGAACUGAAUUGUAUUUGGUCACACAUGUCAGAAAGGAUGGUUCUACCUCCAUGAGCACAAGUGAAGGAUUGGUAAGUGCAAUACUUAUAUAAAAAUGAUAUUGAAAGUUCAUUUGGCUAGGCUUAUAUGUGUCAGUAAAUCUUUUUUAUCACUCUGGUUGAUUACAACAUUCAGGAAUCCACACUCCACCUUGUUCUCCGUCUCCAUGGUAGUUUUUAGAUUCCUCUCUUGUUGAUCAUACUCAUGUAUGGUGUUUUGCACUUGAUAUGAAGUGUGUGGUGUUCACUUUUAGUUUUCUUUUAUGAACAAUAAUUAUUUUGCGUUGAUGUGUGGCGUC
Molecule: messenger RNA, 1207 nt
Organism: Cuscuta epithymum
Lineage: Eukaryota; Viridiplantae; Streptophyta; Magnoliopsida; Solanales; Convolvulaceae
Source: the annotation of a GenBank genome assembly